CCGCCGCGCGCCGCGCAUCGCCUGCGCCGCUCCCGUUACCGAGGCAACCGCGGCGCCGACGCGGCGCCGACUCCGCGCCGGCUGGGAUCGUCUCUCGGCGCCAUUUUCAAACUGUCCUAGCGCCGGCGCCGGAGUCUGGGGCGGAAGGAGCCAGCGAGGGAGGCGACGCGCGAGGGGCGAUGCGGCCGCAGGCGGAGGAAGCGGCGGCUGGAGCUGGGGGACUUUAAUUUUGGGGAGUGAAUAAAACUAGUUUUGGAAGACAAGAUGACUGCAGCUGCAGAAAGAAAGUACAUUAAUAUUAGAAAAAGAUUGGAUCAGUUGGGAUACCGCCAGACUCUGACAGUGGAGUGUUUACCAUUGGUAGAAAAACUUUUCAGUGACCUAGUUCAUACAACAGAAAGUCUUCGGAAAUCAAAAUUAUCUACUGUGAAAGCUGAAAAAGAAAGUGCCAAUUUUGAUUUUGUUUUGGAACCUUAUAAACUUGAAAAUGCAAGAUUGAUCAAGGAAAAUAAUGAAUUAUACCUGGAAUUAAUGAAACUGAGAGAACAAUCAGGUCAACACAUUAAAGAGUUGAAAACUACGUUGAAGAAGUGUGCACGUGAAACAGCUGAUCUGAAAUUUCUAAACAACCAAUAUGUUCAUAAACUCAAACUUUUGGAGAAAGAGAGCAAAGCUAAGAAUGAAAGAAUUCAACAACUUCAAGAAAAGAAUUUGCACGCUGUAGUACAAACUCCAGGUGGCAAAAAAAGAAGUAUUGCUUUCAGGCGCCAGCGUAUGCAGAUUGAUGAACCAGUCCCUCCCUCCGAAGUCAGUUCAUAUCCAGUUCCGCAGCCUGAUGACCCUUACAUUGCAGACCUCCUGCAGGUGGCUGAUAACAGAAUUCAAGAACUGCAGCUGGAAGUCCACCAGUUACAAGAAAAGUUAGCAAUGAUGGAAAGUGGACUGAGAGAUUAUACGGAGCAGAUUGAGCUAAGAGAACGAGAGAUAGAACGACUAUCAGUAGCACUGGACAGUGGCCGUUCCCCUGAUAUUCUCUCUCUGGAGACUAGAAAUAAAACCAAUGAAAAACUUAUUGCUCAUUUAAAUAUUCAGGUUGACUUUCUUCAGCGAGCUAAUAAAGACCUGGAGAAGCAUAUACAGGAGCUUAUGGAAACCAAGGAAACAGUGACUACUGAAGUUGUUAAUCUAAGUAACAAAAAUGAAAAACUCUGCCAGGAAUUAACUGAAAUAGAUCAGUUAGCACAGCAGUUAGAGAGACAUAAAGAAGAAGUGCUUGAGACUGCCGAUAAAGAACUUGAGGAAGCAAAGAAAGAGAUUAAAAGAAAGCUUUCUGAAAUGCGGGAUCUUGAAGAAACAAUGGCAAAACUUCAACUGGAAUUAAACUUAUGCCAUAAAGAAAAGGAGAGACUGAGUGAUGAACUACUUAUAAAGUCAGACCUGGAAACUGUUGUUCAUCAGCUUGAACAAGAAAAGCAAAGACUUAACAAAAAAAUGGAAAGUUUUGCAGUUACAGAAAGAGAACUUACUCUGGAAGUUGAAAGGAUGAGGCUAGAACAUGGAAUAAAACGUCGAGACAAGUCACCCUCUCGUUUAGAUACAUUUCUGAAAGGUAUAGAAGAAGAACGAGAUUUUUAUAAGAAAGAACUAGAAAGACUCCAACAUAUAAUACAGCGAAGAUCUUGCUCUAUAAAUUAUUCUACACGUGAAAAAAUUCCAAUAUUUAAAACACUAGAAAAGGGUGAUUACAACUCAGAAAUUCAUCUGAUCACAAGAGAAAGAGAUGAACUUCAGCGUAUGCUGGAAAGAUUUGAAAAACAUAUGGAGGACAUACAGUCCAAUGUUAAAUUAUUGACAGCAGAAAGAGAUAAACUAAGUGUCUUAUAUAAUGAAGCUCAGGAACAGUUAUGUGCACUAAGACAAGAGUCUACCAAAACCACACUCUCCCAUAAUAUUGUGAGUCUUAUGGAAAAAGAAAAAGAACUUGCAUUAUCUGACUUAAGAAGGAUUAUGUCAGAAAAAGAAGCUUUAAAAGAAAAGUUAAAAGAUCUCCAGGAAAUGAGUAUUUUUGAAAAAUCAAAAUUAGAGAAAACUAUUGAACAUUUGACAUGUAUUAACCAUCAGCUUGAAGAUGAAAAAUGUGAUUUAAAGUCUAAAGUGUUAAUAAUGAAAGAAACAGUAGAGUCAUUAGAGAACAAAGCAAAACUCCAAGCUCAAAAACUUAGCCAUGUGGCUGAUGACUCAUCUCAUCGGAAGACAGAGAUGAACUCGCUUAGGAUAGUAAAUGAGCAGCUACAGAGGUCACUUGAUGAUUGUCAGCACCGGCUGUCCAAGAAAAGAGGUGAACUUGAAUCAGCCCAAGCCCAAAUUAACAUACUGGAGGAAAAAAUAGGUAAACUGCACCUUCAGAUGACUUCGCAGAAUGAAGAGGCUCAUGUGAUGAAAAAGACCAUUGGUGUUAUUGACAAAGAAAAAGACUUUCUUCAGGAGACUGUAGAUGAGAAGACAGAAAAGAUUGCAAACUUGCAAGAAAACCUGGCUAGUAAAGAAAAAGCUAUUGCUCAGAUGAAGAAGACAGUCUCAGAGUAUGAAUCUUCUAUGAACCAGCUAAAGGAAACGUUGACGAAUCGGGACCGAGAAAUAAGCAGCCUCCGGCGCCAGCUUGAUGCAGCUCACAAAGAACUUGAUGAGGUAGGAAAAUCUAAAGAAAUGUCUUUCAAGGAAAACAGAAGAUUACAAGAUGAUCUGGCUACAAUGGCAAGAGAAAACCAGGAAAUCUCACUGGAAUUGGAAGCAGCAGUGCAAGAAAAAGAAGAAAUGAAGAGUAGAGUUCAUAAUUACAUAACUGAGGUGUCGCGAUGGGAGAGCUUAAUGGCUGCUAAGGAAAAGGAAAAUCAAGAUUUGUUAGAUAGAUUUCAGAUGCUUCAUAACCGUGCUGAAGACUGGGAGGUCAAAGCCCAUCAAGCUGAGGGAGAAAGCAGCUCAGUUCGACUGGAACUUCUUUCUAUUGACACAGAGAGGAGACACCUUCGAGAAAGGGUGGAGCUAUUAGAAAAAGAAAUUCAGGAGCACAUAAAUGCACAUCAUGCUUAUGAAUCUCAGAUCUCAUCAAUGGCAAAAGCCAUGUCUAGAUUAGAAGAAGAGCUGAGACAUCAAGAAGAUGCAAAAGCGGCGGUGUUGAAUGAUCUGUCGUCUCUUAGAGAACUUUGCAUUAAGCUUGAUUCAGGCAAAGAUAUUAUGACCCAACAACUGAAUUCCAAAAGCCUGGAGUUAGAGAGGGUCAUGGCAGAAUUAGAAAAUGCAAAAUCAGAAGCAGAACUGUUAAAAAAACAACUGUCAAGUGAGAGACAUACAAUUAAAAACCUUGAAUCAUUGUUGGCUACAAAUAGAGAUAAGGAAUUUCAUUCUCAUUUAACAUCCCACGAGAAGGAUACAGAAAUUCAGCUACUUAAAGAGAAGUUAACCCUUUCAGAAAGUAAAUUAACUAGUCAAGGCCGGGAAAACACCAUGCUUCGGGCUAAAGUGACACAAUUACAAACCGAUCACGAUGCUCUGAAAAGGCAGAUUUCAACUGAAAGAUACGAACGAGAACGAGCAAUCCAAGAGAUGCGUCGCCAUGGUCUUCCCACACCACCCCUUUGUUCUACUCUGAGGUCUCCUUUACAUUCUCCUGAACAUAUAAACUGUUAAUUAUCAGAAGAUCACUUCUCGAUGCUGGCUGCAAACACUGUGUCCUCAGAACUUCAAAGCUUUGCUGUAUUAAUUUGAAUGUGAUUAGAUGGAGGUUCAGCUUCUCCUUAUAAAGCCUUGUAACAGCUGUGACGUAUACAUUUUCUCAUACUAGAUUCACAGCUACAUAUUAGAUCAGGGAUUGGUAAGCUAAGGUCUGUGAGCCAACUGUACUCCACUGCCUAUUUUUGUAAAUUUAGCUUUAUUGGAGCAUAGCCACAGCUGUUUAUAUAUCGUGUAAGACUGCUUUUCUACAGUUGCUGAAUUGAGUAGUUGUAAUGGAGACCCCAUGGCCCACAAAUCUAAAAUAUUUACUACCUGGCCUUUCACAUCCUGUGGCCUCUAGAAAAUUCCGCUGUACACCCGUGAGAUAGUAGAGUGAAAAAACAAAUCUUUAGUUUUAUGAAAAUAGGCUUUACCUUAUAAGACCCCCCAAAAGGGUCUUGGGGACUCCCAGAGAUCCCCAGAUUCUACUUUAAGAACCACUGAUAUAGAACAUACUGGAUUUCAGCAAUCUCUAAAGCUGAAUUAGAAAACUUUUUGUUUUGUUUUUGUUUUUGUUUUUUUUUAAGAUUUUAUUUAUUUAUUUGACAGAGAGAGACACGAUGAGAGAGGGAACACAAGCAGGGGGAGUGGGAGAGGGAGAAGCAGGCUUCCUGCUGAGCAGGGAGCCCAAUGCAGGGCUUGAUCCCAGGACCCUGGGAUCAUGACCUGAGCCGAAGACAGACACUUAACGACUGAGCCACCCAGGCACCCCUGUUUUGUUUUGCUUUAAAGGUUUUUUAUUUUUAAGUAAUAUCUACACCCAACAUGGGGCUCAAACUCACAACCCCAAGAUCGAGAGUAACCUGUUCCACCGACUGAGCCAGCCAGGCAUCCCAAAACUUUUUAAUUGCGAUAAAAUAUAUAUAACGUGAAUUUUGCCAUCUUAACUAUUUUGAAAGUGUACAACUCAGUGGCAUUAAAUUCACAAUGUUGUACAGCCAAAACCACUAUUUCCAAAACUUUUUCAUCACCCCAACCAGAAACUCUAUAUCCAUUAGGCAGUAACUCUCCAGUCGCCUGACUUUACCUCCGUAGGCCCUGGAAAUCUGUAAUCUACUUUUCUAUGAAUUUGUCUAUUCUGGAUUUUCAUGUAAGUGAAAUCAUACUAUAUUUGUCCUUUUGUGUUGGGCUUGUUUCACUUAGGAUCAUGUUUUCAAGGUUCAUCUAUAUUGUAGUGUGUGUCAGAACUUGAUUCUUUUUUAUGGUUGAAUAAUAUUCCUGUGUGUGUUUGUGCCACAUUUUGUUUAUCUACUCAUCAGUUGAUGGACACCUGGAUUGUUUUCACCUCCUAGCUAUUGUGAAUAAUGCUGCUAUGAACAUUGGUGUAUGGUAUCUGUUUUAGUCCCUGUUUUCAAAUCUUUUGGGAGUACCUAAGAAUAGAGUUUCUGGGUCAUAUGGUAAUUCUGUGUUUAAAUAAUAUAUCCCCACUGAGAAAACAUAAAAUACAAAAAUAUAAAGAAGGAAACAAAAUCACUUCUUUUAACAUUUUUUUAUUGUUAUAAAAUAUAUAUAACAUCAAAUGUAUCAUUCUAACCAUUUUUAAGUGUGCAUUUCUCUGGCAAUUAGUACAUUCACAUUAUUAUGCAAAAAUAAUGUCCACUGUCCAUCUCCAGAACUUUUUUAUCUUCUUCAACUGAAACUCUUUACCCAUUAAACACUAACUCCCCAUCCUUCCCUCCCCCCCAGCUCCUGGCAACCACCAUUACAAAUUUCUGUCUCUAUGAAUUUGACUACUCUGUUUACCUCAUAUAAUUGGAAUCAUACAGUAUUUGUCCUUUUUGUGACUUACAGUGUUUUCAGGGUCCAUCCAAGUUGGAGCAUGUGUCAGAAUUUCCGUCUUUUUUGAGGCUGAACAAUAUUCUGUUGUAUGAAUACACCACGUUUUGUUUAUCCAUUCGUGAGUUGAUAGAUACUUAAGUUGCUUCUGUCUUUUGGCUGUUGUGAAAAUGGAUGUACAAAUCAAAAUCACUUUUAAUCCUACAACCCAGAGAAAUUAGCAAUUAUCAUUUUGGUAUAUACUUUCUUCGUGUGUUUGAUGUGUAAUAAAUACACACAUUCAUAGACAUAUAAUUCUAAUAGAGAUCAUACUCGAAAUAGUUUUUAUCCUAUUUUUUGUUUUGUUUUGUUCUUUGGGGUUUUUCCCCCUUAAUAAAUUGUUGAGAGCAUCUGUUCUUUUUUUUUUUUAAUAUUUUUAUUUAUUUAUUUGAGAGAAAGAAUGAGAGAGAGAGAGCAUGAGAGGGGGGAGGGUCAGAGGAAGAAGCAGACUCCCUGCCGAGCAGGGAGCCCGAUGCGGGACUCCAUCCCAGGACUCCAGGAUCAUGACCUGAGCCGAAGGCAGUCGCUUAACCAACUGAGCCACCCAGGCGUCCCGAGAGCAUCUAUUCUUACCAUUGAAAGUAUUUUCAAAAAUGCCAUUUUAAAAUCAUUAUGUAACAGUUCAUCACAUGAAUAUUCCAUGAUUUACUUAGAUUACUUUCUCAGUGUUUCCAUUGUGGAAUUUUUCAUUGUGUGUGUGUGUUUGUGUGUGUUUGUGUUUUAAUUGGGAGGCUGAUUAAAUAGCACAUAAGGUUAAAAUAUUUGAAAAAAUAUUUGACUAUCCAUACUAUGCUGUUUUAAGACUCAACACAAUUUACAGUACUUGUAUAUUAUCCUAAAUGUCAUAUUGUUCCUCAGUUUGAGUGAUUUUUCUCAAUUAAUAUGCUGUGUUAUCCCUUUCUUUUCACUAUUCAUUUAGUCCUCAUAUACUUUGAUGUACUUCCGUGGUUUGAGGGGAAUAUCUUUUUGAAGUGUAGAGCAGUACUUCUGAGCUAUUAACUAUAACUUGAUUAUGGGCAAAGGCUUUAUUGGAGACUACAAUUUCAGUUAAAACUGAAAACAAUCUCAGUUUUUUGUGAAUGUUCUAAGUAAUUUUGUCGUUUUUCUCUUAACUCACCUUUCUUGUCCGCUCUU
This is a messenger RNA of Mirounga angustirostris (Northern elephant seal), 6720 nucleotides long. RefSeq names its product centrosomal protein 135 (gene CEP135). NCBI's taxonomy places the organism in Eukaryota, Metazoa, Chordata, Mammalia, Carnivora, Phocidae. The record is from RefSeq and is a predicted model, not a curated record. The transcript has 26 exons. Bases 265 to 3687 code for a protein of 1140 amino acids.